This is a messenger RNA of Dendronephthya gigantea, 2223 nucleotides long. Its product is annotated as tetratricopeptide repeat protein 28-like. NCBI's taxonomy places the organism in Eukaryota, Metazoa, Cnidaria, Anthozoa, Malacalcyonacea, Nephtheidae. Gene Ontology annotation, molecular function: protein binding. The transcript is spliced from 2 exons. The record is from RefSeq and is a predicted model, not a curated record. Gene Ontology annotation, cellular component: kinesin complex. The annotation marks the transcript as partial.
GACGUUGCCACUUCAUACAACAACCUGGGCAAUGUGUGUAGCAGUAAAGGUGAUUUUGAUCAGGCUAGUGAAUAUUAUCAACGGGCGCUAAAAAUUAAAUUGGAACAAUUAGGACCGAAUCAUACUGACGUUGCCACUUCAUACAACAGCCUGGGCAACGUUUGUAGCAGAAAAGGUGAUCUUGAUCAGGCUAAUGAAUAUUAUCAACAAGCGCUAAAAAUUAAAUUGGAACAAUUAAGACCGAAUCAUACUGACGUUGCGAGUUUAUACAACAACCUGAGCAAUGUGUGUAGCAGAAAAGGUUAUCUUGAUCAGGCUAAUGAAUAUUGUCAACAGGCGCUAAAAAUUAAAUUGGAACAAUUAGAACCGAAUCAUACUGACGUUGCCAUUUCAUACAACAGCCUGGGCAAUGUGUGUAGCAGAAAAGGUGAUCUUGAUCAGGCUAAUGAAUAUUAUCAACGGGCGCUAAAAAUUCAAUUGGAACAAUUAGGACCGAAUCAUACUGACGUUGCACUUCAUACAACAGCCUGGGCAAUGUUUGUAGCAGUAAAGGCCACUUCAUACAACAACCUGGGCAAUGUGUGUAGCAGAAAAGGUGAUCUUGAUCAGGCUAAUGAAUAUUAUCAACGGGCGCUAAAAAUUCAAUUGGAACAAUUAGGACCGAAUCAUACUGACGUUGCCACUUCAUACAACAGCCUGGGCAAUGUUUGUAGCAGUAAAGGUGAUUUUGAUCAGGCUAACGAAUAUUAUCAACGGGCGCUAAAAAUUCAAUUGGAACAAUUAGGACCAAAUCAUACUGACGUUGCCACUUCAUACAACAACCUAGGCAAUGUGUGUAGCAGUAAAGGUGAUUUUGAUCAGGCUAAUGAAUAUUAUCAACGGGCGCUAAAAAUUAAAUUGGAACAAUUAGGACCGAAUCAUACUGACGUUGCCACUUCAUACAACAACCUAGGCAAUGUGUGUAGCAGAAAAGGUGAUCUUGAUCAGGCUAAUGAAUAUUAUCAACGGGCGCUAAAAAUUCAAUUGGAACAAUUAGGACCGAAUCAUACUAACGUUGCCACUUCAUACAACAACCUGGGCAUUGUGUGUAGCAGAAAAGGUGAUCUCUAUCAGGCUAAUGAAUAUUAUCAACGGGCGCUAAAAAUUCAAUUGGAACAAUUAGGACCGAAUCAUACUGACGUUGCCACUUCAUACCACAGCCUGGGCAAUGUAUGUAGCAGAAAAGGUGAUCUUGAUCAAGCUAAUGAAUAUUUUCAACGGGCGCUAAAAAUUAAAUUGGAACAAUUAGGACCGAAUCAUACUGACGUUGCCACUUCAUACAACAGCCUGGGCAAUGUGUGUAGCAGAAAAGGUGAUCUUGAUCAGGCUAACGAAUAUUAUCAACGGGCGCUAAAAAUUCAAUUGGAACAAUUAGGACCGAAUCAUACUGACGUUGCCACUUCAUACAACAACCUGGGCAAUGUGUGUAGCAGUAAAGGUGAUUUUGAUCAGGCUAAUGAAUAUUAUCAACGGGCGCUAAAAAUUAAAUUGGAACAAUUAGGACCGAAUCAUACUGACGUUGCGAGUUUAUACAACAACCUGAGCAAAGUGUGUAGCAGAAAAGGUGAUCUUGAUCAGGCUAAUGAAUAUUGUCAACAGGCGCUAAAAAUUAAAUUGGAACAAUUAGAACCGAAUCAUACUGACGUUGCCAUUUCAUACAACAGCCUGGGCAAUGUGUGUAGCAGAAAAGGUGAUCUUGAUCAGGCUAAUGAAUAUUAUCAACGGGCGCUAAAAAUUCAAUUGGAACAAUUAGGACCGAAUCAUACUGACGUUGCCACUUCAUACAACAGCCUGGGCAAUGUUUGUAGCAGUAAAGGUGAUUUUGAUCAGGCUAACGAAUAUUAUCAACGGGCGCUAAAAAUUCAAUUGGAACAAUUAGGACCAAAUCAUACUGACGUUGCCGCUUCAUACAACAACCUGGGCAAUGUGUGUAGCAAUAAAGGUGAUUUUGAUCAGGCUAACGAAUAUUAUCAACGGGCGCUAAAAAUUAAAUUGGAACAAUUAGGACCGAAUCAUACUGACGUUGCCACUUCAUACAACAGCCUGGGCAACGUUUGUAGCAGAAAAGGUGAUCUUGAUCAGGCUAACGAAUAUUAUCAACGGGCGCUAAAAAUUCAAUUGGAACAAUUAGGACCGAAUCAUACUAACGUUGCCACUUCAUACAAUACCUGGGCAUGUGUGUAG